AUGGACAUGGAUGAUGCGCGACAAGCUCAGCCUCAGGCUGGCGGUGACAGCGAACCUGACGGCGGCGCCACCGAAAUUGUUAUGGCACAUAUGUGGCGCACGGAAUCCGAGAUCGAGUUUGGAGAGACCCUUUCUGACAGCAGCGAGACUAGCACCAGCCAAGUCAGCGAGUUUCAGCCCGAUGAUAGCUCCGACUCGGAGCACGACUUGCCUCUGUCCGUUAUUCAUCGUGCAAGGAUUUCAGCAAGACUGCGAAGGGAGAAGGCGCCAUAUGUGCGCACGUCUCUGUCUUCCGACGUCGUGAUACGUGCCGCCCGCAAGCACACGAAGCGGCGGGCAUCUCAAAAACGUGCGCCUCGCAAUACCGGAUAUGCGACGCGCCCAAACUCACUGCCUACGGCUACGACCUCUGCUGCUAUCAUGGACAAGAGCCAAGACCAACAGGAAUCCGAUACAGGCUCGCUUUCUGCUACUAACAACCAAUGCUCAGAGAUAGCCAAGCUUGCACCUCGGGUCCUCCUAGAGCUCCCCAGACGGAACCUGAGAUCGCGUGCCACACCUACGGAUCACGCCUGUGAAGAGGGACAGCGAUGCCCGACUGACAUUGGCAUAUGCACGGAUGCUGUGACUUCGACACAGUGGGCCAAACGGGCCAAGCUCGGACCCGCUACCUUUACCACGAGGAACAGUCUCGGUCUCGAGCAGAACGCACCUCGGGAGACUGAGGCUUCAGCGCCCGCGCAUUCCCAGCUUGCCACUGCAGAAAAAGCCACAGAGACGCACUGCGAUCGGCCUGCUCCGCGCUUCUCAAAAGUCCUUCGGUCGGACACCACAUUGACGCAGGCACCUAGCAGCUCGAUGCCCGUAGCGAGCUCGCCGCAGGCGACAAGGGCGGGCCCCCUUCGGAAUGCUCAGCUUCGCGCCGAUGUAAAUGACCAACCGCGAGGUGCGGAUGCCGGGUCUCAGGAUCCCAAUGCUCUGCCGGUUGGUGACGUCCGAGACUUGUCAACCUCAAAUCAUGCUCAGUUUGGCGACAAAGGACCCGCGACGUCCCCAGGACUGCUGGAUGCCGCAAUCCAGGCAUUGCUCGGAAGGGGCACCAAUGCCGGUCUCCGGGUCCAAACUGUCAAUACUGUUACUCAUGCACCUGCGUCUUCUGCCACCACCCAACGUAAAAUUCCUGACGCUACGCUCGACAAUGUAGAUCCCGCUGUGAUACAGUACCUGCGAUCGCUUGGCCUGCCUCCGGAGAAGUACGUUAUCAAGCUCAACUCCAUCGGCCUCAACACGGGCGCCCUAAUCACGGCGAUGAAGAGAUUGGUUCCGGAGAGCCGAAAGGACAAAUCAGAGGAGGAACUUCAGAGGCGUGCAGGGGUGACGGUCGUCGAGGCUAUGGUAUUGAUCUCGGGCUUGAGGCGGCAACAUGAGUAG
Molecule: messenger RNA, 1431 nt
Organism: Fomitopsis serialis
Lineage: Eukaryota; Fungi; Basidiomycota; Agaricomycetes; Polyporales; Fomitopsidaceae
Exons: 4
Coding region: 1-1431 (476 amino acids)
Source: RefSeq, a predicted model, not a curated record